GCUACGGACAAAGGGUUCCAAUAGUCCACUUCGCGGUGGAGUGAAGCGCGCGCGCACUUGAAUGCGCGACGUAACGUAGCGCGCACGCGCGGAACUUGAGUCGAAGGAACGUAGUUCGCGAUCAAAAUGAUGCUCGCCGGUGCGCAGAUUGUUGACGAAAGUAGUGUAGCGUAUACAUCCGGGAAAUCUGGAAAUACCGGGACUAGUGCCACGAUGCCUCCCGAAGAAGGGUCAUCCCGGGAAGCCCAGCCCGUUGGCUGGAACCCUGCGUCUGCGCAGGGUCUUCACAUGGUCCCCAAAGUUGAUCCAGUGGACAUACAUUUCAGCAAUAUCACGUGCACAGUCAAAUUGGGAAUAAAUAAAGGUAGCAAACAAAUUCUCCAUGGAGUCAAUGGCAGACUUCGUCCCCGUCAGCUUAUCGCCAUCAUGGGACCUUCAGGAGCUGGAAAGUCUACGCUCCUGGAUGUAUUGUCUGGGUACCGCAUCACCGGCGUCGGAGGAGCAGUCUUCAUUAAUGGCAGAGGAAGGAUAAUGAAGAGGUUCAAGAGGAUGUCAUGUUACAUCCAGCAAGACGACCGGCUCCAGGGUCUACUGACAGUGGGAGAGAACAUGGCGUUAGCAGCCGAUUUGAAGCUGCCCACCAAGUUAGACAAAUAUGAGAAGGGAGAAGUUAUUGAGGACAUCCUAACAAACCUGGGUCUGUACGAGCAUAUGAACACAAGAGGGGCCCAGCUUUCCGGAGGUCAGAGAAAGAGGCUGUCCAUUGCUCUGGAGCUGAUCAACAAUCCUCUCAUCAUGUUCCUCGAUGAACCUACUACAGGUCUAGACAGUUCAUCAUGCACACAAGUAGUCCAGCUCUGCCAAACCUUGGCUCACCAGGGUCGAACCAUCAUAUGUACCGUGCACCAACCUUCGGCAUCACUGUUCGCACUGUUUGACCAGGUGUAUGUCCUGGCUGCUGGUCGUUGCAUGUAUCAGGGUACCACGAAGAACUUAGUACCUUAUUUGCAACAAGCUGGGAUUCCUUGUCCCAAAUACCAUAAUCCUGCUGAUUAUAUAAUCGAACUCUCCUGUGGUGAAUACGGCCAAGACAAAAUAGACCUUAUGGCAAACAAAUCAGAGAAUGGCAAAGCGCUGGACUGGUUUGAAGACCACCAGUCCAUCCCCUCUAUGGAAGGUCUACGUAAACUGGUGCCACUCAGUGUGUUGAGAGAUACAGAACCUACAGGAGGAGAUGAGGAAACCAGUCAGUCCAACCAGCUCAGCGUACUUAUGAAGAGAGGAUUCUUAAAGGCCAAGAGGGAUGCGACGAUGACUCACCUGCGUUUGAUAGUGAACGUGGUGGUAGGUAUAAUGUUGGGAAGCCUGUUCAUCAAUGCUGGUAACAAAGGCGAAAGAGUGCUGGAGAACUACAACUUGCUGUUCGCCAUCCUCAUGCACCACAUGAUGUCUCCUAUGAUGUUGACAAUUCUCACUUUCCCUAAUGAGAUGUCGAUAUUGUCCAAAGAACACUUCAACAGAUGGUACUCCUUGGGAUCAUAUUACAUAUCAAUAACAAUUGUCGAUCUACCUAUAUCGAUAGUAGGCUGCGCAGUGUUCAGUGUGAUAGUGUACACGAUGUCGUCUCAGCCGCUGGAGAUCGCGAGGUUUGCAAUGUUUUUCGCGAUCUCGCUGUACACCGUGCUGGUGGCGCAGAGCUUUGGGCUCAUGAUCGGCGCCGUCUUCAGCGUUGUUAACGGCACAUUCUUGGGCCCAACACUGUCAGUACCAAUGAUGAUGUUCGCUGGUUUCGGAGUCACCCUCCGGGACCUGCCAUCAUACUUGCGCUGGGGAUCCUACAUCUCUUACCUGAGAUAUGGACUUGAAGGGUUCAUCGGCGCCAUUUAUGGACUGGGUAGACCUAUCCUCGACUGCGAGUCUUUGUACUGUCAUUACAAACAUCCCCGUACAUUCUUAAACGAGGUGGCGAUGUCUCCUGAUGAGUUCUGGUGGGAUGUGUUGGCACUCUCCGUGUUCGUGGUGACCCUCAGGAUUGCAGCCUUCGUCCUACUGAAGUGGAAACUGGAUGCCGUACGAUAAAUGUGAAUAAUUGUAAUUGUAGGUAGACUAAAGACGGUUCACUCGUAAGUCAUUAUUCGCGAAGAAGAAAUGAUUAAUAAUAGGGCAGUUUCCUUCAAUUGUAGAAAGAAAUAUUUUAACAAACUUGAGUGCGCAAGUGUAAUAGGGAUCGAAAGUACCUACCUUAACAUGUCAUUUACUUUUAAUAGUGAUGAAUUAAAGUUAUUCCACUGAUUACAUUUUUGCUUAUGUUUAUUAGGAGUGAGUGAUAACGAUUGAGAGAAAUUUUGUAAACUACCCUAUUAUAAAAUCAAAUAAUAAAUUUAGUUAUAGUAGAAAGUGAUUGAAUACGACUUAAUUGAAUGAAAUGAUUGAAUUUAUUUGUGAUAACAUAUCGUAGAAUGUUAAAUACUAUCCUCUUAUAUUCAACGGUGAAAUCGGGACUUUUUGCUCAGAGAUACUUUUUUAAUAAAAGACAAGCGUUUAAGACAUAAUAUCUUGAGCGCAGUAAGAAAUCAUAGUAGCUGAAAUCAAACAAAAAUAUUAUUACGUUUCCGAAAACGAAGCUCCUAGAUAAAUUGUUGCAAAUCGUAACUUUGCUAUGACUACUACGAAAGUCUACGAAAAUUGAGAUUUCGUAGCACUCGUAGCAAAUUAUUUGUAUUUUUUUUUCUAAUAAUAUUGGUGUUCAUGUUAAUAAAUCAUUUAUUUAUUUAUUAACUGAUUUUAAGUAGAAAAUUGCAAAUACGAAUAUACGAUGUAUUAAAAUAAAUAAACUUAAUAUGUUUUUUUGCUGAGCAUUAAAAGUCUCAAUCACUUUAUAAAAAUUCCGUGUUUUCGAGUACUAGAAAUAAGCACUAUAAGUCUUAUACGAUGGGUCCAAAGGUAAAAAACUGUGAUAAGUGUCCAAAAUGCUUUUAAAUCAAACUAAACUUCAUUCAGUUAUUUUAAACCUUAUAAAGUGGUACAAAGAGUUGCAAGUAAGUUUUUAUCUUCUCAACUUAUAUUACUUGUUUAAAAGACAAGGCUGUGAAGGCUACUUUUCCUAUUAAACUUACUGAAGAUAAAUUUUGACGUGAAAUAGAAAAUAUUUUGUUUUAAUGUCAUAAUAUGGGAUCGUCAAAUUUAAAACUUAAUAACAUUUUAAUUGCAAGCAUUGCAUUUUUAGCUCUACAACAUUCUUUAGGGAAAUGUUUGCUUGUAAUUACAAUGUGAAAUAAGCCUUCGUUAUUAAGUAUAGGGUUACUUUUAGAUAAAUUGUCAUUUAUCAUGUUUCCGUACCUACCAGUUUGUAGGAGCUGUACACAAAUAUUUGUGUUAGGCUGGGCGCAAACGUGGACUCUUUCAAGUUCGAUAUCAGACGCAAACAUUUAAGCUAUAUCUGUUUACCUAAGUUAAUUAACAACAUAAUAAUUUUGUUAAAUCCUCUUCAAUAACAAUACCCUAAAUUGUAUGUGUUAUAUUUUUGUAAAUCGUUCUUGCUACGACUACUACGAAAGUUUACAAGAAAGUUUACUGGAAGUGUCUUCGUUUGCGCAGCGCCUUAGUAUACUUGCCUAUGUUAGUUGCUCAAUUAGGUAUUUAUUCGUAUCUAGGUCUAGAACUAUAUACCUAUAGGCUGUACUGAAUUUAUAUGUAGCUAGAACUAAGUAUAUAAUGGUGAUAAUUAUUGUACAUAUGCCUUUUUUGUAACAAUAAACUUUUUAUUUUGGUUA
Molecule: messenger RNA, 3773 nt
Organism: Spodoptera litura
Lineage: Eukaryota; Metazoa; Arthropoda; Insecta; Lepidoptera; Noctuidae
Product: ATP-binding cassette subfamily G member 4
Biological process (GO): transmembrane transport
Cellular component (GO): plasma membrane
Molecular function (GO): ATP binding; ATP hydrolysis activity; ABC-type transporter activity
Source: RefSeq, a predicted model, not a curated record